Dunckerocampus dactyliophorus (ringed pipefish) is the source of this 3507-nucleotide messenger RNA. RefSeq names its product protein-glutamine gamma-glutamyltransferase 5-like. The record is from RefSeq and is a predicted model, not a curated record. Lineage: Eukaryota; Metazoa; Chordata; Actinopteri; Syngnathiformes; Syngnathidae. The transcript has 16 exons. The coding region runs from base 268 to 2265 and encodes 665 amino acids. Gene Ontology annotation, biological process: peptide cross-linking. Gene Ontology annotation, molecular function: protein-glutamine gamma-glutamyltransferase activity.
GGAUCGUUCUCUUAGAAAAGAGGGAGAGUGAGAUUGUUAUCAACAGGUUGGGCGGCGUUUCCCUGACACUCCUUUUUAGUGAGUUUCCUGCAGUGGAUAUCAGUCACAGCAUGGAGGCUACCAGGCACACAACCAGGCGCAACAUGAGCGAGCCGCCUUAAAUUGGUCAACUUUGAGAUCCAGGAGAACCACAUUUCCCAUGAAACCCAGGGCCUGAGCAACAAGCACCUGGUGGUCCGGCGAGGAAGGCCCUUCAAAGUGACGCUGAUGUUUCAUGGGCGGCUGUGGAACCCCAGCACCGAGCGUCUGGUUCUGCAGGUUUCACUCGGUGACAUGUCAGCUAAGAUGUUGGUCAACUUCUCCAAUAAAUGGUCUGACCCGGACAGGUGGUCAGCCCGGGUCUACCCCGGCGACCUGCGCCGCCGCGCCAUCACCAUCCAUGUCUGCGCCCCGGUCCAUUCCUCGGUGGCACUGUACCAGCUCCUGAUCCACAUUGAUGGCGCACAGGAGCGCUGCACCUUCCUGGUGGGGACUUUUGUGCUGCUGUGCAACCCUUGGCUGAAGGAGGAUCCAGUGUACAUGCCACUGGAUGUGCAGAUAGACGAGUACAUCAAGAGUGAUUAUGGCGUCCUUUACAUGGGUACACACAUGAAUGUUAUCCAGCGGCCUUGGUCGUUCGGUCAGUAUGAGCCUGGGGUGCUCGAGGCAUGUCUGCAGCUGCUCCAGAACAGCACCCAGCACCUGAGCAACAAGCACAAAGACUACGUUCUGCGAGCAGACCCGGUCUACCUGAGCAGGGUCAUGUGUGCAAUGGUGAACUCCAGUGAUGACAUGGGUGUACUGGAGGGGAAGUGGCAGGGCAGCUACAAAGACGGCAUCAAGCCAACAGAAUGGAGCGGCAGUGCGGACAUCCUUCACCGCUGGGUGGCGUCCAAAGGCAACCCUGUGCGCUAUGGACAAUGCUGGGUCUUUGCCUCCGUCCUCUGCACAGUUAUGCGAGUGCUGGGGAUUCCCACCAGGGUGGUGACAGUUUUUAACGCAGCCCAUGACGGAGAUGGAAACCUGAUAGCCGAAGAGUUCUACUCAAGCACCGGGGAGAGGCUGGGCCUGUCGAAAGACAGCGUUUGGAACUUUCACGUGUGGGUGGAGUGCUGGAUGCGUAGACCAGACCUCGGCCCUGGCUUUGACGGCUGGCAGGUUGUGGACCCGACCCCGCAGGAGAAGAGCGCAGGCAUGUACCGCUGUGGUCCUUGCCCAGUGGCCGCCAUAAGGGCGCGCUGCCUCAGCGCGGCCUAUGACGCCGCCUUCAUUUACGCCUCUGUUGACGCCAACAUCGUGCGCAUGAUCGUGCGGUCGGGUCAUGUGGUCAGCAAGACGGUGGACACCGAGUGGGUGGGAAGCUUAAUCUUCACCAAGCGCAUUGGCUCAGACACGGCAGAGGAUUUGACAGGGAGUUACAAGAAAAAGAAAAGAGAGGAAACAUACCAGAUGAUGAAGGCAAGUUGUGACACACCCUCUGUUCCUGUAUUCGGCAAUACCAGACAUGAAAAUCAUGACUCACAUGGGCCCAUGCCUGGCGCACUUGAAGCAGGAUUAUGUCCAGAUGGGUCCAGUAUGGACGUGUCCCUCAGUAUCGACAAAGAGCCAACCGCGGGCAAGAGCAUCAACCUGACUGUUACCAUUACAAACAAAUCAGACUUCAAACGCGUCCUGAUGGAGCACCUGAAUGCUCAACUGAAGGAAUUCAACAGCAGCCCGCAGAGAAGCUUCUGGAAAAGCCACAAAGAAGUGUCCCUUCUGCCAUUUGAAGUUCUCACGCUCCAGCAUUCCAUCCCGCCAUCCGAGUAUGAGUCCUUCCUGUCGGACGACGACAUUGUAAAGGUGUCGGUGGUCAUCAAGGAUAUGACCACCAAAGAGAGAGUGCUGGCUACGCAGGACUUCAACAUCAGCUCGCCCAAAAUUAACAUACAGGUUGAUGGCGGUGACAGCAUCCGGGUGAAGAAGGAGCACACGGCCGUCGUGUCCUUCACCAAUAAAUUAGGCAAAACUCUGAGUGGCGCUGUACUGACGGUGGAGGGCUACGGACUGUUAGAGGGAAAACAAGAAGCCAGGAUGAGUCUCCUGCACCCAGACGAGAAGAUAGAGAAGAAGGUUGUCAUCAUGGCGUCCACACAGGGCACAAAGCUGCUCAGUGCCUCCUUCUCACAUAGCAACAGCCCCAACCUGGUUUCCAGAAGCUUCCACAAAGUGUCGGUCACCACAUAGAGACGCUAAAAAUAGUGACUUUGGAAUGUUUGUAUUAAUGGUCACUUGUUGCCAUAAUAUGUAUCGUCUACAACAUGAAGCGUUCAUGGAAGAAUAUAUUUAUGAUUCUGCUUGGACUUUCAUCACACUGGCAAGCUCUUUCUAAUAUUUAGUUUUCAAGAGAGUUUAAAUAAUAACUAUAGUCAUUUAAGUCUUUUUCUCAGAUUGGACCAAAUUUAGGAGAAAGGAUCCCAAAUAACUUGUCAGUGGAAGAAGGGAAUGCAAGUAUAGACGGGACAAAAAAAAAAUUGAAUUUCAAUAAAAGUAAAGCAAAAACAUCAACCGACUGUAAUGGAAUUGACAUGGGAACGAUAAAAAAGUUAUUACAGAGAUUGCGGAACCACUGAUGUACAUUAGUAACUUAUCAUUUCAGACUGGUAUAUUUCCGAAUCAAAUGAAAAUAGCCAAAGUAGUACCAAUUUUCAAAACAGGAGACAAACAUCAAUUCACAAACUACCGACCAAUUUUUUAUUGCCACAAUUUUCUAAAAUCAUCAAAAAGCCAUUCAGCAACAGGUUAGACAAAUGUAUAAAUAAGAAUGUGUGUGUGUGUGUGUGUUUUUCAGAGAGAAAGAGGCCGUGUGUAUGUAUUGAGGGUGAAAAUGAACAAAAGCAAUUACUAAACAAUAUAUGCCAACAGUCAUAACUAUACACGGUGUCAGGAAGGAGGAAUGGAAAUGGGGAGAAAUCAAUUGUUUGCAAAGGUGAUCUAUGUUUAUGUGUGUGAGAUGGAGAGACAGGAACAGGGAGAGUUUGUUGUCAAACAGAGAUGGGGUGUUUAUGUGUGUCAGAGAGAGAAAGAUUAUUUAGACAUGAAUACUGUGAAGCAACUAAAGUGUAGAGUGCUUCAAAAUAUGUAUUUCUAAAUAAAUACUACAGUAUUUCAUUAAAACAAUCUCCCACCCCCCUCUGUCUGUCUCAGAGAAAUACUAUGCUACACCAUACAGUAUGACAUCUGCACUUUUGUCCAUGCAGAUUCACUUCAUUGUAACACAUUAUGCUGCUUUACCAUUUGCUCGUGCCAUUCAGAAUUAGUAAAGGAACAUGUUGAAUGGGAAAUGAACAAAGCACCAGCCAUUGAUAUGAUAUGUAUUAGUAAUUGUGACAUGUAUUAGCUAUUGGAUGUGAAACAAAGAGGGGGUAGGAUUGGACAUUUGGAAUUGUCAUAUGUGAUGUAUACCGAUGUGAAAUAAAGAAUGCUGAA